Molecule: messenger RNA, 1419 nt
Organism: Blepharisma stoltei
Lineage: Eukaryota; Ciliophora; Heterotrichea; Heterotrichida; Blepharismidae
Source: the annotation of a GenBank genome assembly
AUGAUUUUUUUACUUAUCUUCGUUAUUUUUGCAGAAGCUGCUAUUCAAAUCCCUUUGCAUGAAAAUUAUGAGUCCUUAAGCGAUUCAUCUAUCCCAUUUACCUCAUUUCAAUUUAGAGGGCUUUCAUCUUCAACUGCUGUGACCAAUUUGCAAAAUGUGAGCUUUAUUUAGAGUCAAUAUUAUAUGACAGUAGGCAUUGGAACGCCUCCCAAAAUUUUUUCUGUGGGAUUAUCUCUAGAAACCUCUUGAAUUCUCGUAGAUCAAAAAGAAUGUCUGCAGUGCCGCAGAUGGACUUAUAAGUUUUAUUCAUUGCAAUCUGCAACUUUCAAAAAGACCAAUAAGAAAUGAAACACAGACAGUGCUUACCAAAUGCGGGGAAAUGCUGGAAAAGACACAGUCAUAAUAGGGAGCUUCAACUCUACAUCUCAAGCAGUAUUUUUAAUAGACAGCGAGCAUGGGAUGGACAAUCUUAAGGCAGAUGGAAUAUUCGGGCUGGGCUUUUCUAAAGGCCAAGCUGUCUCAAUUUUAAAAAGAUGAUAUGACGAAAAUUAUAUUGAAAAUAUGAUUUUUUCUCUUUAUUUAAAUGACAUAAGUGGCAUUUCUGGCUUGCAAGAUAAAGGUCAAUCAAUGCUUAUUAUAGAUGGCCAUGAUAUUUAUAAAUAUGCAGCAGAAGAAGAAUUCACUUACUCCCGCCCCCUGCUUAAGCGAACAAAACCAUUGGAAAAAUCCCUUUAACACAAAUUUUUUAUAGAAAAAAAUAUUGAUAUAAGUGAUAAUUAGUAUAAUGAAAUCUCUUGCUAAUUCCAUUUAAUUUUAAACAAAUUGCAUUUUAAAAUAUAAAUUUUACAAAUUAAAUAAAUAUUUGCUUUCCAAUUGGGAAUUUUUUACAUUUUGAAAAAAAAAAUUAUUAAAAUAAUUUUUUUAAAAACAAAAAUUAUUAACCCCUUUCCAUAGACAAGCAAAAUUUUUUUGUUUGCUCACUGAGUGGAGAGUUAUAUAAGCGUGUUAAACUCCGAUGAGUAUUGAGAAUUGAGCCUCGAUAAAGUCAGUCUAGGUGAUUUGACCUUUAAUAGUGGCAAUAAAGCAAGGAUCAGCUCAGGUGAAAAAGGAAUCCUUGGGCCAAAAGAAGCUAUUGAUGGAAUUUUACAACUGCUGCAGAGCAGCGCUAACUGCAAUACUGAUAGUAAUAAUCAGCUGACUUGUAAUUGCAAUGCAAAUUAUCCUGAUUUAUUAAUUCAAUUAAGUGGAAAUGCAUUUAGAAUCAAGCAAGCUGGGUAUCUGCAUAAAUUAAAUAAAGAUUGCUCCCUAGUAUUUGGCUACUCAGAAAUUGAUGAUAUAUGAAUUCUAGUGAUGCUUUUCUGAGAAGGUUUUAUACCCUUUAUGAUAUGAAAAACGCGAAAAUCGGCUUUGCUACUGUAG